GAUGAAUUCAUCUGUUGCUGAUAUUAUGGACAUGGCAAUGUUAUGUUUAUUUAGAAUAUUAGAAACUUAAUCAUAGAUACAAUUGUCUGAGCAAUCAGAACAUAAAUAUACUUCCAUAAUAGUUUUCCAAAGAUAUAUAUCAGAAAUUAAAGCUGUUUUCUUUUAUGCUUACGAUUCCUACUCUUUUAUUAUUAUUAAACAAUAACACUUUGAUAUAGACUAAUUAUCAUCCGACCUAAACAAAUACUAUGAAGCUGUUGAGGAAUUUCUUAUUAGCAUUCUUAAGUCAAAUUAAGAGGUGUGUUUGCAUUUCAAAAAUUAUGGUCCAGAUUUCUAAGAAGAAAAAGUAGAUAUUAUGUAACCUGCUCUUCGAUUGAUAGAAUUACCUUAUCUCAAAAGUAAAAUAAUUAUUUGGAUCAACAAUCAGAAAAUAGUUUAACUAAAGGAUGGUUAUUUAAUGAUUUAAUAUUCUCAGAACUAAUAAGUGCUUCUUAAAUUUCAGUAGGAUAUAAUUAAAGAUCAAGAGAUUUAUGAAGAGUUCAUUCGAAGAUAAAUAAAAUAAGUAGACGACUUUCACAAGGAAUUUAUUGAAUAAUUAGAAUUAAAGGAAUAGUAUGUAAAAAUGUAUAACAUAUAUUCUUUAAUAAAAGAUGUUACACUUAUACAUGAUAUACCAAAUUCUAUCUAUUAUUUAGCUAAAUUCCUUGUAAAUUUGCCUAAAUUUACUUGUUAAGAAACUUUGGUAAUGAUCACAAAACUCAAAUUAUACCAAAAAAAUUAAAUGUAUUUAUUAAACUAAAAAUAACCAACUAAAAAAAAUGAAGGAUAUAAAUAGUUAUUUAUAACUUAAUUGGCUCUUUUUGAAGAUGAAAAGAAUCUUCAUUUUCCAAUGAAAGGUUCUCAUUGUCAGAAGUAAAUGUAAAUUUUAUGAUAAUAGAUGUAAAGUUUGUUUAAAACAGAAUAAUCAUAAAAUUCAUAAAUCAAGUUUUAUUUGUGAAAGCUGUCACAAUUAUUAUAAUAUCAAUGUAGCAUUAUGUACAGAUAAAUGCUUUAAAUUGUUUCACCUUAAUCCUUCAUAUUAUUUAAGUAGAAAAAGAAGAAGAAGGUAAGUCAAAAUUGAAGAAUGA
Messenger RNA from Paramecium pentaurelia, 1127 nucleotides. The record is from the annotation of a GenBank genome assembly. Lineage: Eukaryota; Ciliophora; Oligohymenophorea; Peniculida; Parameciidae.